CGCCGGGGGCUGCACCAGCCUCCCCGCGGAGCAGUCCUGACCCGGCUGGCCCGGGUGCCCCCCCACUCCAACCCUCUCGGGAAGAGCUGCCGGGGCUGCAAUUUGGAGCCGAGAGAGGAUCCUGGAUUGACUCCAAAGUCAACCAGGCUUGGUCCAGAGCUCGAAGUGGCCACCCCAUCCUCUUCAGCUUCCGCCUCCUUGUGGAAACAAGAAACCACCUGGCACCGCCAAACUUCGCGGUGGCCGUGUAUCUUCUGAGGCCUUCGGGACUUGGCCGGACAGUACCUGAGCUCUAGGGAGGGGGAGACCUGGACGCGGGCGGCGUCGCCGUCACCCACUGGCUUGGCAGGACUGGCCUCCUCAUGGUCUUCGCCCCAGGACACCAGGAGGGUUUGCGGUUCUGAGACCACGCUUCCCUCCUUCCUGAGAAACAGGACGUUGUGUAUCCAUUCUGAGCAUCACUUUACACCAGGCGCCGCGCUGGACCCUGAGGAGGAGGAGGACAAAGCGGUGUGAACCAGGGUUUCUGAAACUCCGCUGCAGCUCUGAGUCUCCGGAGCUUUUCAAAAUCCCCACGCCCAGUCAGCACCCCAGACCAAUUGCAUCAGAAUCUCCCGGAAUGGGAUACAAAACAUUCAAAUUUUUUAAAGUUCAAGGGGUGAUUGCAAGAGGACUCAAGAUUGAGAACCAGAGAACCAAAAUAUCAGUGGAGACUGGCUGAGGAAACAAAUACUCUAGUACCUAGAAAAAUACUAGGCUUAUUAGUUUGAUGCCCAGAGGAUUAACUGUUAUUUUUGUUUUCACUUCUACAUUGUAUGAAAAAUUUAUCUCUGUUACUUAUGAUACUUAGGCAAGGAACUACUUAGAAUGAGUGAGACAGAGCGUGCCCUCCACUCCUCACUGGUGGUUAGCUCUCAGUUAUUCGCCAGGAAAGAUACCAAAGUGGGAAUGAUGUGAAAGAUGGACUAUCCAAGCUUUAUUCAUUUUUUUCCCCUUGCCAUUUGUGUUACCAAACAGGUUUGUCUAAUUAAGUAAUGAACUCAUGUACUUGAGGAGUCAGCAUACUUUGCCAAGAUUCACACCAACUGAUCGGCUCAUGUUUAGCCUUUGCCUAAAAGAUUUAUUCCUCAUAUGGACGCUCCCAUUCCCCAAUGCUGCAACUGCACCUGCAUGAAAAUGAACUGCCUGAAUGCUCUGUGGACCCAUCCUGCACAGCAUCAUACAGGGUUUAUCGAUCACCGGAGAUGCAUGACACAUUGUGCCAGGAUGACAUAGACCCAAGCUGAAGGACAGCCCUGAUCUGGGACAUGCUGCUCACCUGGCAGGAGGAAGAGAAAGACGGUGGAACCGUGUGAUGACUCUUAGACUUAUGUUUGGACAUAGCAUCUAUUAUAUCUGUUCACAGUCCACUGGCCAAAAGAAUUCCAUGGCCAAGCCUGAGGGUCAUGUGGAGGGAGAACAGUCCUCCCAGGGCAAGAGGCGGUACUUUGUGCUGGAUUUUGAGGCUGGUAUCCUGCAGUAUUUUGUGAACGAGCAAAGCAAACAGCAGAAGCCUCGAGGGGCCCUGUCUCUGUCCGGCGCCGUCGUGUCCCUGAGUGACGAAGCGCCCCAUAUGCUGGUCGUGUACUCUGCCAACGGGGAGAUGUACAAACUGAGAGCUGCUGAUGCAAAAGAGAAACAGUUCUGGGUGACUCAGCUUCGAGCUUGUGCCAAAUACCACAUGGAGAUGAAUUCUAAGACGACUCCAAGCUCCCGAAGCCGAAGUCUCACGUUGCUCCCCCAUGGAACACCCAAUUCUGCGUCUCCCUGUAGCCAGAGACACCUCGGUGCGGGGGCCCCCGGCGUGGUCACAAUCACACAUCACAAGUCGCCUGCUGCCGCCCGAAGAGCCAAGAGUCAGUAUUCCGGCCAGCUUCAUGAAGUCAGAGAGAUGAUGACGCAGGUGGAGGGACAGCAGAAGAACCUGGUGCAUGCCAUCGAGUCUCUGCCGGGGUCCGGGCCCCUCACUGCCUUGGACCAGGACCUGCUGCUCCUGAAAGCUACCUCUGCUGCCACCCUCAGCUGCCUUGGGGAGUGCCUGAGCCUGCUCCAGCAGAGCCUGCACCAAGCCGGCCAGCCCAGCCACAGGCCCGGGGCCUCGGAAAGCAUCCUGGGAUGGCACGGGCCUAAGUCACACUCCACAGAGCAGCUGAAAAAUGGGACACUUGGCUCCUUGCCAUCGGCCAGCGCCAGCAUAACCUGGGCCAUUUUACCCAACUCCGUGGAGGAUGAACAAACCUGCCCGCCAGAGCCAGAGCCAAACUCAGGCCCCGAAUUGGUUUUGUCAGAAGAUGAGAAAAGUGACACUGAAGAUCAGGAAGAGACAGAAGUGGGCGUCAUGGAGGAUCAGCGCAGUGUAAUCCUUCACCUCAUUUCUCAGCUCAAACUUGGAAUGGAUCUGACCAAGGUGGUGCUUCCCACGUUCAUUCUCGAGAAGCGGUCCUUGCUGGAGAUGUACGCAGACUUCCUGGCACACCCAGACCUGCUGCUGGCUGUCACCGCAGGGGCCACGCCACAGGACAGGGUCAUCGGCUUCGUGGAGUAUUACCUCACCGCCUUCCACGAGGGCCGCAAGGGCACCCUGGCCAAGAAACCCUACAACCCCAUCAUCGGCGAGACGUUCCACUGCUCCUGGGAGGUUCCCAAGGACAGGGUCAGGCCCAAGAGGACUGCUGCCCCUGCUGCCUCCGGCCAUGAACACCCGAUGGCCGACGACCCCUCCAAGAACUACAAAAUGCGGUUCGUGGCCGAGCAGGUGUCCCACCACCCGCCCGUCUCCUGCUUCUACUGUGAGUGCAAGGAGAAGCGGCUGUGCGUCAACACUCAUGUAUGGACCAAAAGCAAGUUCAUGGGCAUGUCCGUGGGGGUCUCAAUGAUCGGGGAAGGUGUGCUGCGUCUCCUGGAGCAUGGGGAGGAUUAUGUGUUCACCCUGCCCAGUGCCUACGCCCGGUCCAUCCUCACCAUCCCUUGGGUGGAGCUCGGAGGAAAAGUCAGCAUCACCUGCGCCAAGACCGGGUACUCAGCGACAGUGAUCUUCCACACAAAGCCUUUCUACGGGGGGAAGGUCCACAGGGUCACAGCAGAAGUGAAGCACAACCCGACCAACACCAUUGUGUGCAAAGCCCACGGCGAGUGGAAUGGGACCCUAGAGUUCACCUACAACAAUGGGGAGACCAAGGUCAUUGACACGACCAUGCUGCCAGUGUACCCCAAGAAGAUCCGACCCCUGGAGAAGCAGGGCCCCAUGGAGUCCAGGAACCUCUGGCAGGAGGUGACCCGAUGCUUGCGGCUGGGGGACAUCGACGCCGCCACCGAGCAGAAGCGGCGGCUGGAGGAGAAGCAGCGCGCAGAGGAGCGAAAGCGGGAGAACCUCCGCACGCCCUGGCGGCCCAAGUACUUCAUCCAGGAGGGUGACGGCUGGGUAUACUACAAUCCGCUCUGGAAGGCACACUAAUGGGUGGAGAUACAGAGCUUUCAGAGAUGGUCCUGUUUUUGUAGGAAUUAAAGUGGUACAGUAUCAAGGUUCUGCUGGUAUUCCCUGAGACCUCUUGAUAGCAUUCAAGACAUGGUACCUGAGAGAGAAAUUAUGUACUGUGAAAAAUGCACCCCCAGACUCUACUAUGGGAUAGAAUUUAUUCAAGAGCCAUUUGGGGCAUGCGUGUGCACACACGUCUGUGUGCAAGCUCUCGGCACACUGUAUGUUCACACGCAUGUGCUGUCUGCUGGAUAUUAUUACACAUGUAAAUAGUGCACUUACCAAUAUUGAAGUGGGUAAUUAUGAGCUCCUUUUUAUCAAUGAGGUUUGAAGUUUUCUACUUUUCACUUUGCCAAAUACUUUUGCACUCACAAAGUAUUCUCCAAUUGACAACUCCUGUCCAAACAAAGGUGAACUGGCGUGGCCCUACUGCUGUCCGUCUGGUAGAAGGUGGCUGUCAUUUCAGAAUUAUCGCUGUGCUUCCCACUCCCCUCCCAAGUCAACAUUUGUUUGUCCAUAUGCAAGACAGAUCAACUGCCAUUUCCUGCUGGAUGGGGAGCGGGCAGGAAGCUGGUAAAGGUUUAUGCCAGAGCAUUCUAGGACGGAGCACCCCUGGGAGAGCCUAGAGCCAGGCCUACCUUGGAAUGUUCCUCGCAUCUCCUUGCCCCAGAAGCUUUCUGGUAAUUUCUCAUGCUCAAAGCUCUAGUCAUACAAUUUUCAGAAGCUGCUUCUUUCAUGGUAGAAAACAAGUCAUAUGGAGACUGCACUACCUUUAUCCUGAAAAAAGGGCUUUAGAAAUGAAAUACACGCAUGCAUAUACAAACAUGCACCACCACAGCCUCAAUCUUAUAUUUCGUUUGGGGAAAGAGAAGAGAAUAUCCUGUGGAUUUUUUUUAAAGUGCACCUCUCGUUUGACCCGAAUUCUGCAAGGAAACCACUGUGAUUAAAACAUCCAUAAAGCCUGCAUCAGUGUUUCAUGGUUUCAGUUCAGUUUCAGUCUUCAGCCUUUACAAAUGAGGUCAAGACAUGACCAGAAUAUAAAGCAAGGAGAAAAUGAAGUAUUUGAUCUUUGCUCAAUGCUUAAUUUAUUUUUUACUGUGCCACUCUAAUGAGAAUAUUUAUACAAUCCAGUAGCAUGAAUGCUUCUCUGUAGUAAUACUAAUUUUGUGCCUUUUGUCUGCUUUCUUAAGACCAAUUGUUCACACUUUGUAGAUAUUAGACAAAUAUAUUUCGAUUAAAUACUAUACUUA
This is a messenger RNA of Balaenoptera acutorostrata (minke whale), 4764 nucleotides long. RefSeq names its product oxysterol binding protein like 10 (gene OSBPL10). The transcript is spliced from 13 exons. Gene Ontology annotation, cellular component: membrane; cytosol; intracellular membrane-bounded organelle. Gene Ontology annotation, molecular function: cholesterol binding. Bases 1355 to 3493 code for a protein of 712 amino acids. Lineage: Eukaryota; Metazoa; Chordata; Mammalia; Artiodactyla; Balaenopteridae. The record is from RefSeq and is a predicted model, not a curated record.